This is a messenger RNA of Tetranychus urticae (two-spotted spider mite), 995 nucleotides long. RefSeq names its product acireductone dioxygenase. The record is from RefSeq and is a predicted model, not a curated record. NCBI's taxonomy places the organism in Eukaryota, Metazoa, Arthropoda, Arachnida, Trombidiformes, Tetranychidae. Gene Ontology annotation, molecular function: acireductone dioxygenase [iron(II)-requiring] activity.
AAUGUUUUUAAGCUUAGAGGUAAGGUUUAUAAAAAUCAUCUGAUUUUUACUAUCGUCAGUUUUGUGGUGCUCUUCGCCAAGUAAUCAUCUCAAGUUGCAAUUGUUUAAUAGUUUAGUUUCAUCAGAAUAUUCUUUCUGGCUUUGCAAUGGUUUUGGCAUGGGAUUAUGUCAACGAUGGCUCUGACCCAUUAUCUCCUCAUAAACCUGAACCAAUGAGGUAUGUUGAUGAUAAUGAACUACGAGAAAGAACUGGAGUUGUUACCCGUAAGCUGAACGCAGACAAUUAUGAAGAAGAAUUGAAUAAAAUUUGCCAGAAGCGUGGUUACUCUGGCUCAGAUGUUCUCGAAAUGCAUCCCGAUUCUGAACAAGAUUACAAUGAAAAGUGUGAAAAAUAUUUCACUGAACAUCUGCAUCCUGAUGAAGAAAUCCGUUUGUGGGUCGAUGGAAAGGGUUAUUUCGACGUCAGAGAUGCAUCAGAUAAUUGGAUUCGUAUGCAAGUUGAGAAAGGUGAUUUACUGAUUCUUCCACCAGGAAUUUAUCAUAGAUUCUCGCCCAAAGCUUUCGGUCAAACUGCAUUCAAAAGGAUCUUCACCGCGGAACCAGUUUGGGUGGGAUUCCCUAGACCAGCUGACAGCCAUCCUGCUCGAUUGGAAUGGCUCAACAUGGCUUCUCAAAAAUUUCAAGGAAUCCAAGUAGUUUAAAACUGAAUUAUGACUCCUACCAACAAGAAAAACAAAGCGUUUCAAGAUCGACUUCUGAAUUUCUUUUAAUAACUCUGUUAACUUUUGUUAUUAAUAUUUUUUUAUUCUGUAUUUGACAAUAAUCCAAGCAAUUCCUUUGUUAGCUCCUUCGUAACUUGACUCAAUAACUUGUUCACUACAGUUUUAUCUAAAUAUGCUUAAUCUUAUUUGGAUAGGAACUACUGAAUUAAAGUGACCUUGAUUACAUUAAUUGAUUAUGUAUGUAGCUAUUAAAUUUAUACUUUAAUAACUGGA